Molecule: messenger RNA, 3028 nt
Organism: Haliotis rubra (blacklip abalone)
Lineage: Eukaryota; Metazoa; Mollusca; Gastropoda; Lepetellida; Haliotidae
Product: zinc finger protein 43-like
Exons: 7
Coding region: 142-2814 (890 amino acids)
Biological process (GO): regulation of transcription by RNA polymerase II
Cellular component (GO): nucleus
Molecular function (GO): DNA-binding transcription factor activity, RNA polymerase II-specific; protein binding; RNA polymerase II transcription regulatory region sequence-specific DNA binding
Source: RefSeq, a predicted model, not a curated record
UCUAACAUCGAACGUGGACUGUACCUUUUCACUUCAUUAUUCUUUAUACAUAAUUCAUGCGACAUGUAAGCACAUACGGGUAUUCUCCACGUAAGGUAUACCUUGUUGAAUGAACCAAGGGGUGCUAACCAUUCCACCACAAUGCAGAUACUGAGAGAUGUCCGGCAUCCGAUCACACAAAAAAAUAGACUUCUGAACUUGUUCCGGAAAAAAUCGUUUUGUGACCUCCACCUUUGCAGCUCAGAUGGAACACUAUUCCGCACACACAGGCUUGUGUUGGCAUUGUAUUCUGACUAUUUCAGACAGUUUGCAUCCCUCAAGAAAGGACCCAUUGGUUCUCGUUCAUCCACAGAAGUUGUCAACUUAGAUGUCGAAGCUUGUAUCCUUUCCAUAUUGCUGGAUUACAUUUACAAGGGAGAAUUUGCAAUAGGCCCAGAGAAUCAAGGGAAGAUCUGGAAAGCAGCCAAGCUUCUUAAGCUGCAGGACAUUGUCCAACUUAUUGAUGACAACAGGGAACUCCUUGGGGUGAGCAUGGAGACUCUUGAUCAACCAGAACCUGCUGUGAAGCAGGAAGUGAUUUCCCCACAAAGUACUGCAAGACGCAAGUCACGACCAAGAGGCCAAUCACUGGGUAAAUCUGGACUUCGAGGCUGUUCAGAAGCUGACCAGAAGGAUCUACAGCAGAUCACAGGGUACAGCAUAACGUCCCAAGAUUAUGACCAGGUUGAUGAGUUACUGAAAGUAUCUAUGUCCGCCUUUGUCAGACACAAGCAGGCACAUACUGGUGAAAUGGAGGGAUCUAAAGAUUGGUCCAGUCAUAAUCAUGACGCUCUGCAGCAUGGUACAGAGACACUGGAAACCAAAUUCAAACCAUCAGAAAGCGCACAAGGUGAAAGUGAAUGUGUGUCCACAGAAUCACAGGGUUUGCAACGUUGCUCUCUUACUGACCCCUCUUCUAGAACAGUAGUGGACUCUGAUGAAGAAUUUUCCGGAUUUUCUAUCAAUUUUGGAAAAGAGGAUGUAGACUUUGUUGAUGAUGAUGACAAUGACAGCGAUUACACAUUCAAGCCAUCUAAAUCCAGAGGAAAAAGAAAAUCCAAGUCACAUUCCCUUAAAAGAAAGACAAUGAACAAACACACGAAAACAAUGUCACACAUUUUGAAUAUUCCCAAGAUGAAAAGAUCAAGCUUCCUCUCCUGUAGGAUGGUAGCAAGAUGGAUUCACAAGAAAUAUUAUCCAUUUAUUUGUAGUUCCAACUUCAUAUCUUCACACCCAGUGAGAGUAGAUAUUGAGCAAAGUGGCAAUGACUCUCCGACUACUUCAACCUCAAGCCCUAAAUUGCACUUGUGUAAUGUUUGUGGCAAGGAGUUCAGUUUAAUUAGUAUCUGUAGGAACCAUGUGCUCAAAAAACAUAUCAGAAAUAAGUCCAUUUGCCAAAUGGCAAAUAGGGCCAAGAUCUUGCUCACUAUGAAUCAAGAAUCCACCUUAUUGAGGAUUCAGAUGAAGCAAAAUAUGAACAAAUUAGUUAAUACGAAAUUAGAAUUACCACAAUCAAGUUCACGACCAAGGAGUAAAGCUACGAAAGCAAUGCCAAGUCCUUUUAGUGGUCCAAAGUGUGCAGAUUGUGGAUCUGUUUUGUCAUCCAGGUAUUCCUUAAAAGUCCAUCUGGAGAAUGUUCAUCAGCUAACACCAGAACAGAUAAGCAUGCACAAGUCUUUCCUGGUUUGCUGUGAUGUUGAGGGCUGUGACUUCUCCCACAAGAUGACAAAGACUGUUGAGCGCCAUGUGAAGGAGGCCCACCCAGCGGUGGAACACAAGUGCCCUCACUGUAACUUUACCUUCUACUUGAAGUGUGUGAUGGACAAUCACAUUGCUCGCAAACACCUGUUCCCCGAGAGGAUGAGGUUUGUGUGCUCGGUCUGUGGCAAGAGAUUUCCUAAGGGUUUCCAUCAGAAGGUGCACGAGCAGUGGAAACACGGAAUUGACCAUGACAUCAAGAGGUAUAAGUGUCCUGUUGAGGACUGUAGUUUCGAGACCUGUUCCAAGUCGAACCUUGACGCACACCGCAAUGUCCAUACAGACAAACGGUAUGACUGUCAGUACUGCAGUAUCAAGCUCAAGACAACAGCAACCCUUCAACGCCACAUCAACAAAGUCCACCUGGGCAUCCGACCCUACCUGUGUCAGAUGUGUGGCCACUCAUUUGGCGACUACCACAACCUUCAGUCACACAUCGUUAACAAGCAUGUGACAGAGAAAGAGUUCAAGUGCACACACUGUCCCUAUGGCACCAAUGUCAAGGCCCAGUUUGCCAUUCACCUGUUCAGAAUUCAUGGCGUCAGGGCUGACUUCGACAAGAGGAAGGAGUUCGCCUGUCCUUUCUGUGACUACAAGACGCUGAUGAAGAGCAGACUCAAGGCCCACGUCAACAAACAUACAAAUACUCGAAACUAUGCAUGUGACGAGUGCGGGAAGACCUUUGUCAACUGUGACACUCUGCGUAGCCACAAAGAGUGGCUGCACUCUGAAGCGAAGUACUCCUGCAACCAGUGUCCAUAUAUCACCAAGACGUCAAAGCGGCUUCAAGAGCAUAUAUCCAUUCAGCACAUGUUUAAGGGGCUGAAGCCGUUCCAGUGUCCCUACUGCCCGUUCACAUGUGCGACAGGCGGCAAUACCCGCAAACACGUGAAGAAGAAGCAUCCCACGCAGGAAGUGAGGUACGUGAAGAACCUGGAGGUUCUGGGAUACAUGAAAGACAUGAGGAAGAAGGAAGCUGCAGCCGAUCCCCUGAAAAACAUAGGUUUGACUCAGUGAGGGAGUGAGUGAGUUUGACACGGGAGAAUUUCACCUGGUGAGUUGGCUUAAAUGCCACUAGCCUGACAUGUUGGUUUACUGUUGCAUACACAAGGGGUGGUGGGAUGGACCACAUCUAUUUGUUGAAUUGGAAGUUUCAUAUUUGAUUAGGAUUACAAAUUGAAACUAACUUCAACACUAUAUAUCACUCAUGAUAUGUUUUCAAGUAACAUAA